Messenger RNA from Chara braunii, 6158 nucleotides. The record is from the annotation of a GenBank genome assembly. NCBI's taxonomy places the organism in Eukaryota, Viridiplantae, Streptophyta, Charophyceae, Charales, Characeae.
GAUAGGAACACACGCACAGACACACACACACGCGCACACACACACACACACACACACACACACACACACACACACACACACACGCAGACACAUCGAGAGAGAGAGAGAGAGCGAGCGAGCGAGCGAGAGAGAGAGAGAGAGAGAGAGAGGGGAAUGUGAGUUGGGUGAAUAUCAGGCAGUGGAGUAGAGCGCGGCAUGAGCUGAAGAGUGAUUCCGCUCCCCCAAAAAGUGGGGAAGAUGUUGAUCGUCAUAACAAAAUCGUUGAGAUCCAGAAGAGCAAAGUGUGGAGGAGCGUGAGAUGGACACGUUUCGUUCGGUCGGUUAUGGACUCAGUGAAGAUGGAAUGUUGUGGUUCGGAUGCUGGCCGUCAAAGGGAAAGCAUACGGGGACAAUAGCAGCACAUUGUCAUAGGCUGCUGCUGUGAUGCAUGUAGAAGCAGCAGAACGGGAAAGCCGAACGAAGACCACUCCCGAAGAACGCACGUCUCGCCCGUCCGCUGACGUUUGUCCACCGCAUACGUUUCGUUUUUCGUUGUAUGGAUGCAUGCAGAAGAAGGGGAAAAGCAGGAGGAAGGAGAUCGCUUGUCCCGAAAUCACACGCACCCGUUCCCGAACGCUGGCGUUCUUUGUCCACCGUGUACGUUUCUUCUUCUUUAUCAGAUUGAUCGCGAUGAACUGACGGUCAUGAAGCGCGUGGCAAUCACGUUGUUGGUCUCACUGGCUAUGCUAGCUAGCUAUGCCCGAGAUGCGAGUGCCUUGCAUCACAUUUUAACCUACGAAGGAAGGCAAAACAGUUUAGGAUGCGAAUGAUUGGUCGACCGCAUUUGGACGAUAGGUUUGACCGGGUGGGGUUUCAUCUUCUCGUCUUUCCGUCGGACAGUCUGGUGCUUUUUGUUACUUAAGAACCCGGCUUUGAAAACGAGGCCUCUUGGGCGCACUGCUUGCACCAGGACUAGCUCAAAGUUACGAUGUCGAGUUUGACUCAGCCGCGGCGAUUGCUCCCUCACAGUUCGCCCCGUGCUGGCCGGACAUCCUUUCUCGCUCUCUGCUCGUUCUCUCUGUGACUGAGGUCCUCAUGAAGGGCUGUCAGUCGUUGGUCAGCGUGCGUGCGUGCGUUUUCUGCGGGAUCGAAGUGGCUUGUGAUCCUUUCGUACGGCGGAGCCAAUGUCCGCGUGAUAGACAGACAGACGGACAUGUCCCCCUAGCUAGUAAUUUCGUAGAUACGCCCUUUCGUCCAGUCACCUCCCCUCCCCUCUCCUUCCCUGCCCUCCAGUCUGCCUCCAUAUUCUCGUGCUUAGUAACACACCGCGACGAAGCUCUCUCGCUAAAGCGCGCGUAAGGCAGGGAUUUUAUCUCUGAGGUGGCGUGCCAUUCACAGGACGGUGCCCGGCAGCCAGUUCAUUAAGUCAAUCGCAAUUGAUGUAAGAGGAGAGAGUGACGUGACGCUCCGAACGACGCCAUCCUGAGGCGUAGCGUCGGCUCGGCUCGAGUAUUAUGGAGACGGUGGUUAAAUCCACGGCGAUCGAAUCGUGUUUUCCAGCGGCAGAGCAUUUCCGUUGCGCCUUUCAAGCUAGCUAUCACGCUAAGCGUGCUUCGGAAAUGGGAACCGGACCGUUGACGGAGUUGCCUUGCCUAGAAGGGUCAGCGAAUAGCUGGGGGCAGAGCGAGCCUGUGGUGGCGCCGGCUGAUCGCAGCGAUGCCAAUAGGUGCAAGAGGACGGACGGAAAGAAAUGGCGCUGCACAAAGGAGGUGGUUCCCGAGCAGAAGUAUUGCGAGAGGCACAUGCACAGAGGACGUCACAGAACCCGCAAGCUGCAGGAGGGUCAGUCUCCUGGUAUGGCGGCUUGCAUAGCCGCGGCUAAUGGCGUCUCUAGAAUCGACUCCGCUUGGCAGAGCGAGCAGUACCGUUCGCUAGCCGCGGCGUGCGGUGCUGGCACCUUUGGAGCUGUGGCGGCGGCGGCCGCCGCCGCCAAAGGAGGGGAACGUGUCACUGCCUCGUUGUCCGGCGCGUCUAUUAGUGACAGGAUUCCUCUAGCAUUCUCACAAGGUCUCAUUUGCGGCAUGCAUAGCGGCCUUUGGGAUCCCGUCAGUUCCGGCCGCAAGUUUGGACCCGCGUCCUCGCUACAAGGGUUGAAUGGCGUGCAUAAGGACCCAAGAUUGUUCGACCGUGCGGACCUUUAUUGGUCGCAAGACAAGCCGUGUGGUGUGACGAGUUCAAUGAACCCAUUUCUGCCGCACGACCUCCUGGCGAACUUGAACAAGAACGCGUUGUCGACGGCGAGCCUGCAGUCGCUUCCUCAGGCCACGACAGCCAACGCCUUACGUAACCUGGUCGGGAAGGUGCCGCUGUCGGGCGGGGGCAACGGGCAUGCCGGCGCCUACGCGGCCUCGAUCAUUCCGUACGACAACCAGCUCCGAGCGCUACUCACUCAGCAGCAGCCCAUAAUCCGCGCCUCUUCCGCGUCCGCCGUGGCCGCGAGCAUGGGUAUGGGAGGGGGGUGCAAUGCGAACGGAUCGUCGACGGUGGGCGGUGUCUCCGCCACUCAGGGGACGAUGAGCAUCGACAUUGGGAAGGAUUCAGGUGCGGGAAACGUGGAGGUCCGUAGCUUCAUCGACACGUGGCCGGUGCGCUGGGCACGUAACGAUGUGUCGUCGGCUUCGGCAGACGACGCUCGACUCCAAGUCGGGCGUGGAACCAGCUCUCUCUCUAUGUCGAUCCCUUCGCCCGCGGCGGCGGAACUAGCGGCCAGGGCUCUCUCGCCGACCGGAGGAAAGCUCUCUCCUCCGAGAAUCGCUAGCCAUAAGUCCGACGAGGUGGACAUGAACAGAGAUCCUACCCACAUGGGACUCGGCGUUGGAAUCAGCCUCGAGCGCGAGGAGGUCGAUCAGCGGAGUCAUCACCACGCUCACCACCACCACCAUCAUCAUCAUCAGCAAGCAGCGGGAACAAGCGCGCCGCCCGAUGCACAGGGCCUGGCUUGGACAAUGUCAGCAUCCGGCUGGGACGUGGGCGGCCCUCUCGGUGAGGUUCUCCAUACCACCACCCCUCGAGGGUCGUCGACAACGUCCGCUGCCAGCGAUAGUACCAAAGCAGAUAGCCCCGGAGGGACCCAGCAGGGCUUCAACUUGCUGGGGGAUGGCUUCGGCCAAAGCCUACGGGUCGCCGGUACGGCAGGCAUGUCAGGUGGAGGUGAGCUCUCCUCUCUCGGGGGCUCAUCGAUGAACGCCGUCUCUGUGUCGCCUGCUGGGGGACUUGGUGUGGAUUGCUCACCACGCGAUGGGUCAACUGGGCGCAUGGAAGCGUUCCCCCGGGCAACAUUGCGCAAGUCGGGGAACUUCGUCUCUCUCGCGGAGAGCAGCAGCGGGGAGUCCGGCCAUGGCAGAGGCGACGGAGGCGGGGAUGGAAGCGAACUUGGGGGGUGCGUGCGUGCAGGGGGGGGKGGGAACGUGGGCAGCGCCACGGGAGGAGCGACCGCCGGAACUGUGAACGGCGGACCCGGCGCUGCCUCCACAGAAGGUACUGGCGCUGGUGCUGGCAGCAUUCUGGUAGAGGGUGGCGGUCUCGACUUUGUUAGCAAUUUGGGUAUAUCCUCGCGGACUCUGUCGCUCAGUGCUUCAGGAACAAUGGAGUCUGCAUGUGGCUCUGGACACGCAUCAGAGAACUACGGAGUCGCCUUCCCUCACUGCGAUGGGGACGUCCGGCACUUGAGUAUUGACUGGUCACUGUGAAUAACGACGGCGUGUUGUGCUGUGGACGUACUUAAGUGCACGUCGAAGUCGAUGCGAACAACGGAAGAUUGGACUGCAAGCACGGAGGCAUGAAGGUCGAGGGCGUGUUUGAGGUGGAGGGAGUUGAGGUGAUCAUGUUGAGGGGUGGCAAAGUUUUCAAUGUCUCCCCUGGAUGCUUUUGCUCAUGAAAGGCUUUUGCUGAGCCUACCGAUAUCGAUUUUGAACGGCCUGUCGAACGAGUUGUUUUCCCGUUAGUCGGUGCCCUUUAGUUCGUCUAUUUGGAGAGAGAGAGAGAGAGAGAGAGAGAGAGAUGGGUGGUUCGGUUGUUGAACGGGAGAAUUCUAACGCGAGAGGGCGCGGGGGGGCAGAGAAGUUGAAUAUUCUAAUCGAGAGCUACUUGCAUUCGUGAUAAAAUAGAAGAAGAGUGGGUGCUUUGGUACUUUCGCACGAAGUCGACAAAAUGUAUGGCGUUAGUAGAAUUCGGGGUUUGAGGACGCCUGAGCUCCACCCAGCAGUUAGGGCCAGGCGGAACGACAUGCUGCGACCCUGAAUGGCGAAGUCGACUCAGGGUGUCGAGUCGCGGUUUUCUGUGCACGGUGACGAUCGCUUACCAUAGCGGGCAAGCCUGUUUUCAACAGGUUUCGAAGACUGCAGGGCACUUUGUCCUUCUCUACAUCACUAAGCGGUGUUCAGGUCUCUCCAUUAUUGUGGACUCGGCGGUCGACCUUCGCCAACACGUGGGAGAACUCCAGGUAGAGUAGAAACGCCAUGAGACGGACAGCCGGUGGGGGGGGUGCUUGUGCUCGAUGUCGGAGAGUGGCAAAAAAACAGAGAGAGAGAGAGAGAGAGAGAGAGAGAGAGAGAGAGAGAGAGGGAGGUACAGAGAUGGUUUUUUUCGUCUGAAGGCCCGGUACACCAGGGGUUCAUUUGAUCUGCGACGAGGACAUGGUCGACAGAGGAAUAACAGACCAGGACUCUGUUCUACGUCGAUGUCCAAACUCCGACCCUAGUAGAGGUAGGAGAUCAGUGUGAAAUGAGAUGGUUACGCUUUUUGCACUUUCCCGUACUGUCCUUGGCCCGCCGCGAGAGCCGGCCAACAGCUUAGUCAUAUAUGCUUCUGCAGCUCCUUCUGGAACACGGUGGUAAUGCGUAGUGAUUGUAGUGCCUUCGUCGUUGCGGAUUGGAGGUACGCAAAUCGUUGUUUUUGUAUUGGAACUGGCGCGGUCUGUCCCUGCACGCCUUUGGUUGCCGAAAAACAAUGGCAAUCUCGUAUGUGAACGCUCUUACAGACAUGGCGAGAGAUACAGAGCGCGCGCGCGCGUCACAGAGAGAGAGACACACACCACACAAGAGAGAGAGAGAGAGAGAGAGAGAGAGAGAGAGAGAGGGAGUGAGUAAUAGAGUGGCACUCUCAAAUGUGAACACUCUUAGGCGCAUGGCGAGAGUUACAGAGCGGGCGCGCGCAUGAAAGAAAUAGACAAAUAGGGAGAGAGAGAGAGAGAGAGAGAGAGAGAGAGAGAUUGGCGGGGUGAAGAGGAAGAGAGUGACCGAUGCACGGUGUUGGUUGGAGAGAGGAAGCUCAUCGAGGAGGGAUGAAUGUGUGUUGCGGCCGCUGCAACAGAAGUUGUUCUGCAGAGAAGAAGCCAGCGUGAGAGUAUCGAUUGCCGUGACUCGAUCAAUCAUUCAAAUGUUGUUCAUGUUGUCCUUGGGCUGACUUGUGGUGUAUUGUUUUCGUAUAUUUUUUCAUUCUCGAGUGCUGUCGCUCGAGUUUGGCCUUGACAUGAGGAUUUCUCGUUGCGAGCGAGAAUGUGACGGCACUCAGGUGGCUGCGUGUCUUGCUUGUCAACGAUAUAGCCCUCUUUUUUUGGACUCUGCCUCCCUUCCUCUCCCUCCCCGUCUCUCAUCUCCUGUUCCUCUUCCAACGAGUCACAAUAGCAGCAGGGACCUGAACUACUCAUUCACUUCGGAAUCUUGUCCAUGCAUGCUCCAGCGGAUCCACAGAGAUACCCAAUCCUCGCAUGAGCUGCUCAUCUCCAUUGAUUCGUAAGAAUUUAGAUGCGGUCAUCACGUGGAUGCAGACGUAGUCGCCCUGAGCUACUCAAUUCGAUUGAUUACUAAGCAGUUAGACGGGGUCAUCACGUGGAUGCAGACCUGGUCGGUUCACCAUGUCGGCCGUAUUUCAGAACGGGCACUGCAUCAGUGUCGCUAUGCACUUCUAUUGCUCGAGACGGGUCUUCUCUCGGUUUUGACUUCUUGUUUGUUCCCAAAGUAUACUACUCCAUCCCUGUGUGUGCCUGUGGGGGCGUAUGACUUGUGGAAUGCGGACAAAUUGAGUUUCUGCCCUUGCAUCUUGACUGACAGUGCCCCGUUGUCUGUGAUCUGAGCUCGUCUGACGGUGACCCGUUUUCUGUGGUCUGCGUUCUACCACGC